Messenger RNA from Fukomys damarensis (Damara mole-rat), 1047 nucleotides. RefSeq names its product twinfilin-1-like. Gene Ontology annotation, molecular function: actin filament binding; actin monomer binding. The record is from RefSeq and is a predicted model, not a curated record. Lineage: Eukaryota; Metazoa; Chordata; Mammalia; Rodentia; Bathyergidae. Gene Ontology annotation, biological process: actin filament depolymerization; positive regulation of neuron projection development; regulation of lamellipodium assembly. Gene Ontology annotation, cellular component: actin filament; myofibril; cytoplasm.
AUCGCCAUGUCCCACCAGACCAGCAUCCAAGCUAGUAAAGAUGUCCAAGUUAUCUUUGCCACAGCCAGAAAUGGAAAAUACAGACUUCUGAAAAUAUCUAUUGAAAAUGAGCCACUUGUGGUUGGAUCAUGUAGUCAGCCUUCAGGUUCCUGGGAUAAGGAUUAUGAUUCCUUCGUUUUGCCCCUGUUGGAAGACAAGCAGCCAUGCUAUAUACUAUUCAGGUUAGAUUCUCAGAAUGCCCAAGGAUAUGAGUGGAUAUUCAUUGGAUGGUUUCCAGAGCAUUCUCAUGGUCAUCAAAAAAUGUUGUAUGCAGCAACAAGAGCAACUCUGAAAAAGGAGUUUGGUGGUGGCCACGUUAAAGAUGAAGUAUUUGGUACAGUAAAGAACGAUAUCUCCUUACAUGAGUAUAAAAAAUAUUUGUUUCAGUCUUCCCUUGCCCCACUGACUGCAGCAGAGGAAGAAUUACUGCAGAUUAAAAUUAAUGAGGUACAGACUGUUGUGGGUGUGGACACUAAGCAUCAAACGCUACAAGGAGUAGCAUUUCCUAUUUCUCAAGAAGCUUUUCAGGCUUUGGAAAAACUGCAUAACAGACAGCUGAAAUAUGUGCAGUUGGAAAUAGAUAUAAAGAAUGAAGUUAUAAUUUUGGCCAACACAACAAAUACAGAACUGAAAGAUUUGCCAAAGAGGUUUGCAAAAGAUUCUGCACGUUAUCAUUUCUUUCUGUAUAAACAUUCCCAUGAAGGAGACUACUUAGAAUCCAUAGUUUUUAUUUAUUCAGUGCCUGGAUACACAUACAGUAUAAGAGAACGGAUGCUGUAUUCUAGCUGCAAUUUAGAAAUUGUUGAAAGACAACUACAAAUGGAUAUAAUCAGAAAGAUCGAGAUAAACAAUGGGGAUAAGCUGACUGCCUAUUUUCUUUCUGAGGAAGUGCAUCCUAAGCAGUAUGCACAUGAGCAAAGUUUUGCAAAACCAAAAGGUCCUGCAAGAAAAAGAGGGAUACGAAGACUUAUUAGGGGUGCAGCUGAAACAGGAGCGACUACUGAUUAA